CCUACGGCUAUUGUUGGUACGCCAUUUCCUACUACCCACCUCGCUAAUAACCCAAACUUGCUGCCGCUUACCCGUAAUGCACAUUGAGAAAGGAUCAUUUUUGAAUCCCAAUCUCUCUGUCAAAGCGUUCGGUACGAAUCCUCGAGGCGGGAGGCGGUAACAAUUGUUUCUGUAGUCCGAAACGGUCAACUUCCGGGAGGCGACAAGUGCCAAAUAGAGAGACGGGGCUUCUCGUACCUCCUGUUGGUGACCAAGACUGGUCGACGGUACCUUUCGUGAGAGACCGAGUCUCGGGGGGAAACCUUUUACGUUCGACAUGAGGGUUACGCUUCUGGUAAUCACCAUUGGUAUCGUGGUUUGUGCGUUCGGUAGCGUUGUCUCUCCCGUGGCGGCCUUCACAAGCUUGUCGCAGGGCAGCACUCCGCGGCUGUCCCAAUCGCCGCAAAGCCAACCUUUCCCGCAGCGUCGUUGCGACACGACCUUCUUACGGACAACCCGCACGACAGCGGAAACACCGUCGACAUUACGUCCGUUGCCUACGACCUCCAGCCAUCCAGUAUUCGCCGUCGUCCAGGACUUUCAACUCAAAAAGCCUUGGAAAGACGGUACCACGCCCCUGCUCCAAACCCGUACCUGCAAUAUUGUUCUAGGCCAACUUACGGAUUCGCCGCGCCCGGACGCGGCCGGCGCUGCGGAACGCAUACUCCGGUACAUGCUGCAGAACGCGCACGCCCCCGGGGCGCCCGACGUGGUCAGUUUGAAUUCCGUCCUGGCGUGCUACAGCAAGCUGGGCAGCGAUAAGGAUGCCCGAGGCCGACAGCAACAACGUGAUGCUGCGGAGCACUCGGCGCUGGACAAGGCGUACGCCGACGAACACGUGCACGUGGACGCGGCCUUUCUUUCCAACAUUCUAUACUCCUUAGCUACCUGUGACGAAAAGGACAUGCCCGUGUUUGCUGAAGAGCUGGUGACCACCAUGACCACACAACACGGCGUCGACGACAGCGUACUGGCCGUCUACAACGCACUCAUUCACUGCUGGGCCAAGUCGGGAGAACGUGACGCCGUUCCGCGGGUACUCGCCAUUCUCCGGUAUCUAGAAGCGCAGACCACGGUCCAGCCCGAUAUCAAAACCUACACCAAUGUACUGGACUGUCUAGCUAAGUCUCGAGACCGGCAGAGUCAUGUGGAAGCGGAGGCGUUGCUGCAGCGUAUGGAAGAGUUGGGGCCGCCGCCAAAUGUACAAGCCUACACGUCUCUCAUACAGAAUUUCUCGCGUUCCCGACUACCGUACAAAGCCGUCAAGGCGUCGGAAAUUUUGCAGCGCAUGAAGGCUUCGGCCAAUCCGCUGGCGCGACCCAAUGUAGUGACAUACAACGCCGUACUGAAUGCCGCCGAGCACACGGAUACCUCCGACAAGGUGGCCACGGAAGAAGCGUUAAAAGUUGCGUGCUUGACUUUUGACGAAAUUCGAUCGUCCACGGUACGACCGAACCACGUGACAUACGGGACCUUCCUGGGCGUCCUUGCCAAUCUCAUGCCGAUCGAUUCCCGUCACGAAAUUGUCAGCCUCGUUUUCCGAAGGUCAGUCGGUUCGUUCUGA
Messenger RNA from Phaeodactylum tricornutum CCAP 1055/1, 1603 nucleotides. RefSeq lists its product with no specific name. The transcript has 3 exons. The coding region runs from base 317 to 1603 and encodes 428 amino acids. Gene Ontology annotation, molecular function: protein binding. The record is from RefSeq and is a predicted model, not a curated record. NCBI's taxonomy places the organism in Eukaryota, Bacillariophyta, Bacillariophyceae, Surirellales, Neidiaceae.